CCUUACUUCUCUAUAAAUAAAUAAUAGUACCACCUCGCUAACCAAACACACACCAACCCAACCCGAGCCCCCCAAGCGCAGCCAUGGUGUUCGACGCGGGCACCGGCAGCAGUGGCGGCGGCUCGCCGGCGGCGCCCUCCCCGCCGCCGCCGUGGCAGAACCCUCUCCGCGUGAUCCUGACGGCGGCGUUCGCGCGGCAGGUGGCGGUGGGGCGGUGGUUCACGGUGUUCGCGAGCCUGCUGAUCCUGACGGCGUCGGGCGCGACGUACAUCUUCGGCAUCUACUCGCCGGCGCUCAAGGCGUCGCUCGGCUACGACCAGCACACGCUCAACACCGUCUCCUUCUUCAAGGACCUCGGCGCCAACCUCGGCGUGCUCUCCGGCCUCAUCAACGAGGUCACGCCGCCGUGGGUGGUGCUCGCCAUCGGCGCCGCCAUGAACCUCUCCGGCUACCUCAUGGUCUACCUCGCCGUGGCCGGGCGCACGGCGGCGCCGCCCGUGUGGCUGGUGUGCCUGUACGUGUUCGUCGGCGCCAACUCGCAGUCGUUCGCCAACACCGGCGCGCUCGUCACCUGCGUCAAGAACUUCCCGGAGAGCCGCGGCGUCGUGCUCGGGAUACUCAAGGGGUUCGUGGGGCUCAGCGGCGCCGUGUACACGCAGCUGUACCUGGCGUUCUACGGCGACGACGCCAAGUCGCUGAUCCUGCUCAUCGCGUGGCUGCCGGCGGCGGUGUCGGUGGUGUUCGUCCACACGGUGCGGAUCAUGCCGUACCCGCGCCGCCGCGGCGGGCAGGAGACCAGCGUCGACCCCUUCUUCUGCUUCCUCUACAUCUCCAUCGGCCUCGCCGCCUACCUCCUCGUCAUGAUCGUCGUGCAGCGGCAGUUCGCCUUCUCCCGCACCGCCUACUCCUGCGCCGCCGCCGCGCUCCUCAUCGUCCUCUUCCUCCCGCUCUGCGUCGUCAUCAAGCAGGAGUUCAAGAUCCACCGCGAGCGCCUCGAGCUCGCCGCCGCCGCCCCGCCGCCGCACACCAUCACCGUCCUCGAAAUGUCGAAAGAGACGGAGCGGUCGCCGCGGCCUUCAUCCCCGGCGCCGGCGGAGACGUCGUGGGUGAAGGGCAUGUUCCGGCCGCCGGCGAGGGGGGAGGACUACACGAUACUGCAGGCGCUGGUGAGCGUGGACAUGGCGGUGCUGUUCGUGGCGACGAUCUGCGGCGUGGGCGGGACGCUGACGGCCAUCGACAACAUGGGGCAGAUCGGGCAGUCGCUGGGGUACCCGGCGAGGAGCACCAACACCUUCGUCUCCCUCAUCAGCAUCUGGAACUACGCCGGCCGCGUCGCCGCCGGCUUCGCCUCGGAGGCGUUCGUCGAGCGGUGGCGCCUCCCGCGGCCGCUGGUGCUCACCGGCAUCCUCCUCCUCGCCUGCGCCGGCCACCUCCUCAUCGCGCUCGGCGUCCCGCGCGCGCUCUACGCCGCCUCCGUCAUCAUCGGCUUCUGCUUUGGCGCGCAGUGGCCGCUCGUGUUCGCCAUCAUCUCCGAGGUGUUCGGCCUCAAGUACUACUCCACGCUCUACAACUUCGGCGGCAUGGCGAGCCCCGUCGGCUCCUACAUCCUCAACGUCCUCGUCGCCGGGAGGCUCUACGACGCGGAGGCGGGCAGGCAGCCCGGCGCCGGCCUCGCCGCCGGCGCCGGCCGCGACAAGGUGUGCCUCGGCGUCGACUGCUUCAAGAAGUCCUUCCUCAUCAUCACGGCUGCCACCGUGUUCGGCGCGCUCGUCUCGCUCGUGCUGGUCUGGAGGACGUGGAGAUUCUACAAGGGGGACAUCUACGCGAGGUUCCGCGACGGCGACGGCGCCGUCGCCGGAGAGGGAGGUGACGGCCGGUUGCCGGUGGACCAGCGGCGGCGGCCGCCGCCGCCGGAGGAGGAGGAGGAGUCAACGGCGGUCAACGGAAGGAAGGAGUGAGCCAGUGAGGAGGAGGAGGAGGUGGGAGUAGUUGGUAGGUUGACUUGGUCAAUGAUGACGUCAUCAGCGGUCACUGGUGAUGGAUUCUAUCUACUCUGGCUUUGGCUGCUGACGUGGAAUGGAAAUUACAGCAUUUACAGAAGAUCUGGAAAAGCACAGCACGAAAGCGGCUGUAAAUUUGGUUUCACCAAAGGAAAUGCAAAUAUAAGUUUCUUACUUAUUUGCUUUGGAAAUUUUCGGUUUGGCGAAAUCGCAUCGAAUGUAAAUAUGAGUACUGAGUACAUGUAUUGUAUCCGUAACUUAUAAAGAGUGACAUAGGUUUGUAAUUGGAAAUUCCUCUGUUUUAAGAGAGAGAGAGAUAUGAGUAAAACUUUAUUUUUUUCAAACUAAGAUCAAGCUUGUAAGUUGUACUACA
Molecule: messenger RNA, 2373 nt
Organism: Oryza sativa Japonica Group (Japanese rice)
Lineage: Eukaryota; Viridiplantae; Streptophyta; Magnoliopsida; Poales; Poaceae
Product: protein NUCLEAR FUSION DEFECTIVE 4
Cellular component (GO): membrane
Source: RefSeq, a predicted model, not a curated record